This is a messenger RNA of Abrus precatorius (Indian licorice), 1274 nucleotides long. Its product is annotated as ubiquitin-like domain-containing CTD phosphatase 1. Bases 156 to 1013 code for a protein of 285 amino acids. The record is from RefSeq and is a predicted model, not a curated record. NCBI's taxonomy places the organism in Eukaryota, Viridiplantae, Streptophyta, Magnoliopsida, Fabales, Fabaceae. The transcript has 7 exons. Gene Ontology annotation, molecular function: phosphoprotein phosphatase activity.
AAAACGAAACCGAAUUUCUCUCUCAAAUUCGAGUGCAUGAAUGUCGUGAAGAAGCGGAAGAGUGAAUACAAGACUCGGUGAGUAACAUUCAUUCUACAUCGUUCGCUUCGAAGAACAACCUUAUUCUCCUUGUUCUCUUCGUCAACUUCGCUAGGAUGGAGCCAAGUGCAAAUACAAAGUCAACUGAUUCGAGCGAAAUUAAAAGUGACAGAGAGUUUUCUUCUCAUACUGAUGAAAUGAAGACAGUAUCUUCUUCUGUCAUAAAUGAAGAUAUUUGUUCAGAGAUUUCGAAAAUCCAUUUGAUGAGAACUCAAGUUAGAAGUUUGAAGAAAAAACUUCUUGUUCUUGAUAUAAAUGGGCUCUUAGCAGAUGUAGUUUUUUCCCCUCCAAAGGAUCAUAAACCAGAUGCAAUCUUUGCAAGGCGAGCAAUAUUCAAGAGGCCCUUUUAUCUUGAGUUUUUGGAGUUCUGCUUUGAUAGAUUUGAAGUUGGCAUAUGGUCUUCAAGAUUGAAGAAAAAUGUUGAUCGAGUCAUUGAUGCUUUGAUGGGAGACAUGAAAAGCAAAUUGCUUUUCUGUUGGGACAUGUCUCAUUGUACUGAAACAAAUUUCAAAACUCCUGAAAACAAGUACAAGAAUGUGGUUUUCAAGGAUCUGAGGAAACUUUGGGAUAAGCACGAUCCAAAUCUUCCUUGGGAGAAGGGAUAUUAUAAUGAAUCAAACACAUUGCUGUUGGAUGAUUCUCCUUUCAAAGCAUUGCUUAAUCCUCCAAAUACCUCGGUCUUCCCUCCUACAUUCGGUUAUCAGAACAAGAGCGACAAUUCUUUAGCUGAAGGAGGGGAUCUGAGAGUAUAUCUAGAGGGAUUGGCAAAUGCUGAAGAUAUGCAGAAGUACGUAGAGGAACACCCAUUUGGCCAAGAACGCAUCAGUGAAACGAGUGAAUCGUGGGACUUCUAUCGCAAGAUUAUUGAUAGUCUUUCUGUAGGUCAACCUGAAGACAACGUGACCUCGACUUGAAUAUCAGCAUACAUUUUGCAUACUGAAUGAAUCAGAGCAAUUCUCUUAAAGAGAAAAUGAGAUAUAGAAGGGUUUUCGUUUUCUAUUAUUCAACUUUUUGACAUGGUUUUGUUGAGGAUUCCUUUAGAAAGUAUUAAUGAAUUAGCACCAGGGUCCACAUAAGAACCAGGGUUCUGCAUGCUCAACAGGUUUUGAUAUGGUAUUGUUGAGGUUUCCUUCAGAAAGUUAUUAAUGAAUUAGCAUUUGUGAACUGUUCAUUAG